AUGGACUGCUGCCAACUCGAAGAAAAUGUGCCCGGCGUCAAGAGAGAAAACGCAAGUGGUCACGACCCAGAAAAUGGUUCUCCCGAUGCCGACAGAGGAGCUGGUCAAAGUAACGGAGAUUCGGCAAAUCAACAUCUUGGAAACCCUGAUCAAUCUCCUUCUACAGAAAGAGAUGAUAGUCAGACAUCCGCUGGUGAUUCUCAAGAUGGUCAUCAAAAUGAUAAGUUGUCUAAGCUUCAACAGGAAUCACAGCGAACAGCAACGAGAAAUACUAAUUUAGCUUUGAAGAUGUUAACACGAUCAAAAAGAAAGUUCCCACAUGAAGACGACACCUCAUCUGGAGAAGAAAACGAUAUUGACGAAUCAGGCCAACUAUCGAGAAAUCAUGUUUCGAGUCCAGCAUCAUCAAAUAAUUCUUUACAUGCUAGCGACCAAGUUUUAAAACCUUCAAGUCCCAAUGAUCAUAGCUUGGAAACUUCUGAAACUCCAGAUGUUACACCUGGAACAUCAGUGAAAGAUUUAGAACAAGCAAUGUCAAAGCACCUACCGAGUGCAUCUUUAAAUAAGCCCGACUCCACUGCUGCACAUCAACCAACAGAUUUUAGCGCAGAUACACUUUUAAAACAGCAACAACAAAAGUCAACAAUACAGUGGAUUGGUGCACAUCAUUUAGGUCAUUUAAACCCACAACAAACAAAUACACCAUCUUUACCUGCUUCGGCACUUUUACGUCAACUAUACGCUAAUCGAGAAAGUGUCAUUCGUGCAAACGUUCAUGGCAUUACUUCAAGUUCCGGUAGAACAUCUUCUACAUCGGUUUAUUACUCAGGAGAAGUUAAUCAAGGUCCACUUCCUACACCUCCUAGUUCGGAAGGAUCGUCAGCAUAUGGUGAACAUCAGUUUGUACUUGGUCACAGUCAAAAACCACCAUCGAUAUCAGAAACAUUCAAUGGUUUAGUAUCGUCAUAUUCUAUAGGUGGUAGUUAUGGUGUUGAAUUUCACUCAACAAUGACGCCACCAUCGUCAGUAUCCCCCAGAGAUAAACAACAACCACAACAACAGUCGCAACAACAACAGCAAAAAAACAAACAAGAACAACAUGGACAACAGCAACAAAAACAGCCAAAAGACCAAAUACCACCCCCCCAGCAGCAACAACCAGAACAACCGCAGCAACAACAGCAACAAGAACAGCAACACCACAUUUCGAGUGUCAUUUCCUAUGAAACUUCCGUUUAUAAUGACACAGUGCCACGACAUCAAUAUGAACCUGCACAACCUCUUCCUCUCAAGCCUCAAGUCUAUGCUGCCAGUAUUCAUCCAAGUGCAUUGGAUGCAGCUGCAGUAUAUACUUCCGCCAGUCUUAGUGAACACGCACAAUUUUACCAUCAUCCAGCUACCGGUCCCGGCUUCCAUUUAUAUCACUCUAACAAUAAAAAUAAUCCUAAUAGCUGGUACAGUUCAGCAACCUAG
This is a messenger RNA of Cotesia congregata, 1473 nucleotides long. Lineage: Eukaryota; Metazoa; Arthropoda; Insecta; Hymenoptera; Braconidae. The record is from the annotation of a GenBank genome assembly.